Gambusia affinis (western mosquitofish) is the source of this 1077-nucleotide messenger RNA. RefSeq names its product P2Y purinoceptor 14-like. The coding region runs from base 19 to 1077 and encodes 352 amino acids. Gene Ontology annotation, molecular function: G protein-coupled purinergic nucleotide receptor activity. Gene Ontology annotation, cellular component: membrane. The record is from RefSeq and is a predicted model, not a curated record. NCBI's taxonomy places the organism in Eukaryota, Metazoa, Chordata, Actinopteri, Cyprinodontiformes, Poeciliidae. The transcript has 4 exons. Gene Ontology annotation, biological process: G protein-coupled receptor signaling pathway.
CAGAAGUGUUUUAUACUGAUGUCAAAAGAGAGAACCAUGGAUGCAACAACUUCAUCCAUCCAUGACUCCUCAGUCCAGAACAUGACAUGUAAUUCAGCUGUAAAAUCAGGAGAAUCUGUCCUCGCUGUGGUCUACAGUCUGCUGUUUCUGGUGGGCAUUAGCCUCAACAGCUUCACCUUGUGGUUUCACUGCCAUGGAGCUCGUGGACGAGCAUCCAAGAGCUGGAUGAUCUACCUGAAACAUCUGACAGCGGCCGACUUUCUGCUCUGCGCCACCCUCCCCCUGCGCAUUAUUUACUACACCAGCAGCUCAUUCAACAUCCACCUGCUCUACUGCAGCGUUGGAGCCCCACUCCUGUUCCUCAAUAUAGCUGCCAGCAUCCUGUUCAUGGGCUACAUAGCAGCUAACAGAUACAUGAAGAUAUUUUAUUCCACGGGAACUCACUUCCUGAUGACUCCCAAAGCCAGCCACAUCAUCUCAAUUACUACCUGGGUUGUUCUCCUGACCAUGGCAAUAGCACCUUACUGCAUCCUGAUGCUGAUCAACGAACAUCAUGAUGAACAUAGAAUGUGUGCCCAUCUGAUCAUUGGACCUGUAAAAACACUGCACACAGUGAUUCAUGCUGUUGCUUGCAUCUUCUUCCUGUUGGUACUCUUUUCUCUGGUUUUCUUCUACUACAGCAUCUCCCGCAGGGUGCACCAGGUCCACCUGGCCUCCUCCAACUCCAAGAAGCUUGUGAGGUCUCGCAGGAACAUGUUGGUGUUGGUCAGUGUGUUCUGCUUUUGUUUUGUUCCUUGUCAUAUUAUUCGACUGCCAUACAUGAAACUUCAAGGACAUUGUUCGGUAGUGUUGUACUACCUCAAAGAGGUGACCGUCUUACUGUCAGCUUCUAACAUCUGUCUGGACCCACUUAUUUAUGUCUUUCAUUGUAAGGAGUUCAGGGCUCAGCUUAACCUGAAUCAAAUAUUUUGCAUGAAACAGAAGAGAAACACCUCCAGUGUGGAGGCAAGUGACAGUGAGGAUCAGCUGAACACGGUCAACACCAUGUCAGAGCUCCAGGGUCAAAGACAGCAAUAA